GCUCUAGAGAGAGGGAGAUGUCAGAGGCUGAGCUGCUCCCUCCCUUCAGUAGCACUAGUGGGGUUCAGCAGCCAGCAUGGCCACAGCUGCCUCCAGCCCCUACACCCUGCUCAGCUCCAGCCCCAUGAUCCACCCGGACACCCAGGCCAUGCAGCCUGCUAGCCCCUUCAGAGGCCACCAGAAACUCCUCCAGAGCGACUACCUGCAGAGCGUCCAGAGCAACGGCCACCCCCUCGGGCACCAGUGGGCGAGCAGCCUGUCGGAGGGCAGUCCCUGGUCGGCCUCCGUGGAGCAGCAGGACGUCAAACCAGGCCGAGAGGACCUCCAGCUCGGUAUCAUCCAUCACCGCUCCCCGCAUGUAGCGCAUCAUUCGCCCCAUCACAACAACCAUGCCAACCAUCCGGGAGCCUGGGGAACUCCAGUGUCCCAUAACUCCUCCAUCACCAGCGGACAGCAGAUCAACAUCUACUCCCAGACGGGCUUCACUGUCAACGGCAUGCUGGACCACGGUGGACUCACACCUCCACCCAACCCGCAGGGCCAAGGCAUGCACCCCGGCCUCAGGGACACACUCAGCCCCGAGCACAGCGACCUCGGUGGUCACCACUGCCACGACCACUCAGACGAGGAGACGCCGACUUCGGACGAGCUGGAGCACUUUGCCAAGCAGUUCAAACAGCGGAGAAUCAAGCUGGGCUUUACGCAGGCGGACGUGGGUUUGGCGCUGGGCACGUUGUACGGUAAUGUUUUUUCCCAAACCACCAUCUGCAGGUUCGAAGCGCUGCAGCUGAGCUUUAAAAACAUGUGCAAACUAAAGCCGCUGCUGAACAAGUGGCUGGAGGAGGCAGACUCGUCAACAGGCAGCCCUAGCAGUAUAGACAAGAUAGCAGCUCAGGGGAGGAAGAGAAAGAAGCGGACGUCCAUCGAGGUCAGUGUGAAGGGAGUUCUGGAGACGCACUUCCUCAAGUGUCCCAAGCCCUCCGCGCAGGAGAUCUCCACGCUGGCGGACUCGCUCCAGCUGGAGAAGGAGGUGGUGCGCGUCUGGUUCUGUAACCGGAGGCAGAAAGAGAAGCGCAUGACACCGCCGGGAGAGCCGCCGCCGCACGAGGGACCGUACUCUCACAGCGGGAGCGCAGGAGACGCCUCCUCGUGCCACGAUCUCUGACCGAGGCACCGGGAGGAAUCCCCGGCGAGACUCUAGAGCGCACGGGCGCACGGUGGCAACUUCUCCCCGUGCCCGUCCCGUACAGACUCCUGAUGACUCCAGCACUGAAACACGACAAUAACAAUAACAGAAAAUACCCGUUCAGCCUUCGUCAUUUUAUAUUUGUCAUGAGGGCAUUAUUCUAGCGGCAUAUGAUACGUCACAUUUCAAAUCACUUGUGGAGCCCGUCAAUUUCCAAAUUAUUUUCUACAUCAAGGAUAUAAAUACAAAAUGUGCCUAAUAACCUGCCAGCGCCUUUGGUUUAUGUCACCAUUUUGCAUCAGCUCAAUAAUAAUGAUAGGAAUACAGUUGGGACUGAUGAUUUUGUUUUUGUUUUCUUUUCGUUUGUUUUGUUUUGCCAGUGUUUUGGCUUUUCACAGUCAACUUACUUGUCAAUAUAGCUUUCACACAAUUCUCUUAUGCUUCCGUUUGUAUGAUCAGUGAGUGAGACACGAAUAUUAAUACAGGCUCUAUCACUUUUUAAUUGAUUUGAUGCGCCAGUGUUUGGAGAACACAGAGGCCAUUUUACAGUCCACCUCAUGCAUCCUUCGGGCUUGCAAUGCUUUUGUUUUACAUAUUUACAUCCAUUAUUUUGUAACAUAUAUCUGUAGCAAAUCUGUAAUUAUUUUUGCAUAUAAAUAGGCCCUCAUUUCAGUCUUUAGAGGUAUUGCUAUCCAACAAUAUAGCACUUGGAGGAUUAUUAUUGUUAUUAUUAUUUUUUAAAUCAAAGUCCUCACCCUAUCCUGUUAGUUUAUGAAGCAACACACAGUUACAGUUUUCGCCUAUUUAUAAAUUCAUUUAUUUGAUUUCAAUCAUCUUCGACCAUAUAAACUGUGUGGACUCUGAAACAGAGCCGUGAAUAUAAAGAGGGGAUGAUGACGCUAUACACCUGCCUAUAAUUUUAUUGUACGUUCUGUAUCAAAAAUUUUAUAAUCUUAAAUACUCCUGUUAUUGGUUUAUUUCUUAAGUAUUUUUUCGAAUAUUGUACAGUUUUGUAUAUUACCCUUUUGAAGUCAUUAAUUUAAACAAAUGCUCUUAGUUAUUCAUGCACUUAAUUAGCAAUGUAAAAACAAUAUUUUCAGUAAGAUUUGACUGUUUCGGCGCUUUUAUUCCAAAUUUCGAUGACAGC
This is a messenger RNA of Myripristis murdjan (pinecone soldierfish), 2333 nucleotides long. RefSeq names its product POU domain, class 3, transcription factor 4-like. The coding region runs from base 77 to 1165 and encodes 362 amino acids. The transcript has a single exon. Gene Ontology annotation, molecular function: RNA polymerase II cis-regulatory region sequence-specific DNA binding; DNA-binding transcription factor activity, RNA polymerase II-specific. NCBI's taxonomy places the organism in Eukaryota, Metazoa, Chordata, Actinopteri, Holocentriformes, Holocentridae. Gene Ontology annotation, cellular component: nucleus. Gene Ontology annotation, biological process: brain development; regulation of transcription by RNA polymerase II. The record is from RefSeq and is a predicted model, not a curated record.